Molecule: messenger RNA, 3677 nt
Organism: Hydractinia symbiolongicarpus
Lineage: Eukaryota; Metazoa; Cnidaria; Hydrozoa; Anthoathecata; Hydractiniidae
Product: E3 ubiquitin-protein ligase ZNF598-like
Exons: 5
Coding region: 82-2649 (855 amino acids)
Biological process (GO): protein ubiquitination; rescue of stalled cytosolic ribosome
Molecular function (GO): ubiquitin protein ligase activity; ribosome binding
Source: RefSeq, a predicted model, not a curated record
UCUGUAUUUUUUUAUUUUAUAAAUUUGUCUUUAGCUAGCUAGUUGAAGUUUUUACUCGGAUUACUAUACCUAGCAGUUAAGAUGUCUACUGCUUCCUUUAAAGACCAAGGAACGAAAAGUAAAAUUCUUAGGGAGCGUUCUGUUUCGGAAUCAAAAGAUGGAAAUUGUGUACUUUGUGUUGAAAAAGCUUCAUAUUUUGCUGUGGGGGUGUGCGAUCAUCCGAUUUGUUAUAAAUGUUCAGCCCGAAUGAGGGUACUUUCAAACCAGUUUUAUUGUGCGGCAUGCAGGGCUGAGAUGGAUCAGGUUGUCUUCUGCAAAAAUGUUAGAAGAUUUACGGACUUCAAGGUAGAAGAUAUGAUGCAAAAAUCAAAGUAUGGAAUUCGAUUUGAAAAUAAAACAGUUAAAGAUGCGUACGAGGCUUUGGUAUCUAACGCUUGCACUGAAUGUGGCGAAAAAGAGUCUCCUUUUGGUUCUCUUAAAGACUUAAAGAGUCACAUUAGAAAGGUGCAUGAGAAACAAUUCUGUCAAAUCUGUAUCGACAACUUAAGCUUGUUUUCAAGAGAAUUGAAAUUGUACACAAAGAGGGACUUAGUUCAUCAUCGCAAAGAAGGUGACAAAGAUGAACGUUCACAUCGUGGUCAUCCUGAAUGCAAGUUUUGUGAUGACCGCUUUUUUGAUAACGAUGCUCUUUUACUGCACUUGCGUAAAAACCACUUUUGGUGUCAUUUUUGUGAACAUGAUGGCAAGCAGGAUUAUUAUGAUGUUUAUCGAGAUCUAAGAAAGCACUUUUCAUCUGCACACUAUUUAUGUGAUGAAGGCAACUGUUUCAAUGAAAAGUUUACGUCGGUUUUUCGUGACAAGAUUGACUACCAAGCGCAUAAACUUGCAGCGCACGGUAAAAAGUUGAGUAAACUGGAAGCGAAAGAAGCAAGAAAGAUUGACAUCGACUACAACUUUCGCGGUCGUCAACAACAAUCAGGUGUUGUAAAUGGUUCCGAUUACGAAGAUGUUCGAAAGGAAGAACACAGCAAACGCCGAGGAGCAGGUGGAGCGAGGCAUCGAUAUCAUCGCGAUCAUCGAGGCACUUUGAAUUAUUAUGACUACGAGAACGUUGAAAAGGACAGAAGGGAGUUUCAGGGAAAAACAAGAAGACAUGAAGCUGAAGAAGUCAAUAAUAGAGACUUACAACACGUUGGUAUGGCUGCUGCCGCUGCAUCUCUCAGCUCUUCUGAACCCGACAUUCAUAACCGCUUACGUGAAGUAAGUAUGAACGAUAGCGAUGACGACGUCAUUGGAUUGUCGGAACGUCUUGACAAACCGUCUGAACCACGGCGAAGUCGAAAGCAGGAGAAACCAAGAGACGUGCAAGAAGCUGAUCAACAUCCUACCGAAGAUUUGUCUGCGAUAAUGAGAGAUAAACCAAAGGCUGAAGUUAGUCCUCCUAAAGAGCCAGUGCAUCGCCCUGUGGUGCCGAAAAAUGAGGAUUUUCCUUCUCUACCCGGUGCUAAUAAUAUCCAGCAAUCAAUUCAAAAGAAGCGCGAGGAAGCCUUUCCAGCUUUAGGUCCACCUAUGAAGGUUAAACAACCACCGAAAAGUCGGGCGCCUACCCACGCUAACAAGGGAUGGACGGAAAGCAUAAAUGGUAUCCCAAUAAAAACGAAGAAGAAGGGGAAGACGAAAUCAUGGAGCCAACAGUCAGGUCGUUCAAAAGUCAGUUCAGAAGCAGACUUUCCCUCUCUGUCUUCCAGCAAACCAAGUAGUAAUAACGAAAGCGAUUUAAACUUUAGAAAACCACCCGGUUUUAGUGUCGAAGAAAAAGCAGAAAAAACUGCAUCAAACGGUCUCAGUAAAAGUGAAGGUUUGAAAAAAGACCCUACCUCGGUAAAAGUGAAGACACCACCAGGAUUACAAACACCUCCAACGAAAAAACAGUCGACAAAAUCAGAACCCCCUGGUCUUAGAAAACAGUCCGACAAACCUUUAGUUCAGAAGGAAACUGCAAAGAGUCAACCACCUGGUUUUGAGAAACAAUCUAAUAAACCGUCAGCUAAAAAAGAAACUGCAAAAAGUCAACCACCUGGUCUUCAAAAACAGCAUGAUGAGCAUUCCCUUCGAAUGGAACGAAACAUGCGUUUACUAGCUAUGUUGCAAGCUUACUUAGAUGAUUUUAACCUGAGCGUCUUCAAAACCCUGUCCGGCGAAUUUCGUCGUGAACUCAAAAAUGCGGAAGAGUAUUACAUAGGAAUUAGAGAGUUGUUAGGUGAAAACUUGAAGUACGUGUUUUCCGAGUUAGUCGCGUUAUUGCCUGAUGAGAAGAAGCAGCAGCAAUUACUGCUGGUGCAUAACAACGCAAAGGUACUGGCAAAGCAGUGGAAGGAGGUACAGGAGAGUGCACCUCCUACUAGUUACGACCCCCCAGCAGUAUGGGGUGCGGCUAAUGUUAAUAAAGAACCGGUUGAAAUUGCAAUGAGUCGUUGUGGCGAAUGUGGGCAAACAUUUCCGAAGGAUAAAGCUUUGGAGCACAUGGAAAGUCACAGUGAAGAUUUUCCGGCUUUACCAACUGACGUGAAGAAAAAAAGAACGCGUAAUUUUGCGCCAAUCAAUAAUAGUUAUCGACAAAUUAGGGUGGAAAACGCAUGGGGUAAAUAAACUGCCUUGUUUUUGUUUGCGACUGAUGUGAAAAGAUUUCUUUUGUGCUUAUUUACCCAGAGAAACGUUUUGAGCAAUAUCCCAAAAAAUUAUUUUUCGGUAAAUUUUAAAAAUGAAUUAAAGCGCGAGAGUAUUUUCAAACUGAACGGAUGACUGACCAAUUAAAUCGUAUUGUUAAUUUUCUAAAUUAAAUCCACAGCCUCUUAUACUCCUGCCUCAUUAUUUGUUUGGUACUGUGCGUACUCUGCUCCUGUAUGUGGACCUUAAUUUGAAUCUCUUACCUUAACUUUCACCCUUUUCGUUAAGAUUUCAGAGGUCUGUGUCAUUCACGUACGUAAUUGUUGUCCAUAGAACGUCUUAUAAACUGAAUUGGCAAUGUGCAUUUCAACCAAAAUCACACGAUUUAUACCCUUAAUCCCCUCCCUCCCUAAUGUCAGCCGGUAUUUCGCGUACUUAUUUUUUCACGUGUGUUUCUCUUCAUCCUUUAAUUUUAUUUGUUGAGGUGGUUAUACUGAUGCUAAAUUUUGUGUGCAAGGUAAUUUAUCACCUUUUAACAGGAACGAAUCAGCGGGAACGUUUGGCGAAACAAAGAAAAUGCGAACUAAGGGAAAACAGAUUUGGUCUAAAAUUCAUGAUUAAUUCCCUAUUUUUCAUAAUUUUUUUUUAAGACACACAUCUGGCAAUAUCUUGUUUUCUAUUUUACUACUUCUCUUACUUGUUCAUAAUUUUUAUCUAAAUUUGGGAUAAAAUAAAAAAUGAAUUUCGCCAUGUCAAAAAGAACCUGCUCACAAUUCUUGGGUAGUAUUUUUCUACCCGUUUACUAAAAGAUUUAAGUAUAAAGGAGAAGUGUUACUUUUUUUUGUUAUGUAAAUUCUAAAUUGAGAUUUUUGUUAUCAGCAAGUGUUUAUCUGCUAUUUUAUAUAUAUUUCUAUAUUUAGUAAAUUUAAAGAUAAAAUAGUUACUAUUUAUUACGCAUGUACGAGUUGGGAAAAAAUACGAAUUUGACAAAUGAACUUGAAAUUCUAUAU